GGACAUACACGGAUAACUCUCUGAUCGUUACUAGAAAAAGUAAUCCCGUUACUGCCACCGACCGACAGUUCACACUUUCAACCCGAUGCGCAUUGCCAUUGGACGUAUCGAGGGUUGGACUCCCGCAGCCUGCAGCCUGUUAUUCAACCGCAGCGCGCGCGUCUGGCCAGUCGUCCCCUCGUUGUGCGCUGGAUAUGGAUCAGGACGCAGCGCGCUUCCCUGCUGUCUCCCGCGGAAAGGCUGCACUCUGCGGCUCAUAAAACAGCUGCACAAAUGAACCACCGACCGCCUGGCUCUUCCGGCGUGCAAUGGCUUAACAGGAGAGACAUGAGUGUCCGGACGGAUGACAGCAUCACCUUGUGCCAAAGGGCUCUCCAUAUCAUUUCGGAACUUUGUCUCACGGGACACGUAGACCGGGAGAAAUGUGCGGAUAUAUUUCCACUGGAGAGCACCAUACCAGGUAAAGGACACGCAGACAUCUCUAUUAGUCUGCUUGCUGUGGUCGUGGGUUUCUGUGGCCUCGCCCUGUUGGUAGUAUCUCUCUUUGUCUUUUGGAAGCUGUGCUGGCCCCUCUGGAGGAGCAAGACUCUGACAACCCACGCUGAAAAUGGCCUCCGCGUGGGUUUCCCCGAGGCCCCACAGCCAAACUCCCCUCCGGCUAACGAGUGUAAAGCGCUGGAGGCUGAGAGGAAGUACCCGCUGGAGGUGAAGAUGAAUGGGCGGAGCUCUGUAAAGCUCCUGGAGGCGGCCAUGAAGAUCAGCCAGACGUCUCCAGACAUCCCAGCGGAGGUGCAAACAGCCCUGAGGGAGAAGCUGAGCCAACAGGCGAAGAUCCAGAGGCAGACCACAGAGCCCACGUCCUCCUCCAGACACAAUUCAUUCCGGCGCCACCUGCCUCGUCAGAUGAAUGUCAACAGCUUUGACUUCAGCAUGGACACAGUACCUCUUCGGCAAUCUUCAACAGUGAGCAUUGGAAGAAUAAAACCAGAACUCUACAAGCAGAAAUCUGUGGACUCAGAGGGUGAGGAAAAAGAGCCUGUAGAGACUUGUGGGAAGCUCAGCUUCUCACUGCAGUACGACUAUGAGGAACAAUCAUUGGUAGUAAGAAUCCUUAAGGCCUUGGACCUACCUGCCAAAGACUUCACGGGCACCUCCGACCCGUACGUGAAGAUCUACCUGUUACCAGAGAGGAAGAAGAAGUUCCAGACACGAGUCCAUCGCAAGAAUCUGAACCCCACGUUUGAUGAGGCUUUCUGUUUCCCCGUGGCGUAUGAUGAGGUUUGCAACCGCAAGCUGCACUUCAGUGUCUAUGACUUUGACCGCUUCACCAGCCACGAUAUGAUUGGUGAGGUGGUGGUGGACAACCUCUUUGAACUCUCAGAUCUUUCCAGGGAGGCAGUGGUUUGGAAGGAUAUUCAUGCAGCAACUACGGAGAGUGUUGACCUGGGAGAGAUCAUGUACUCGUUGUGCUACCUCCCCACAGCAGGGAGAAUGACCCUAACAGUCAUCAAAUGCAGAAAUCUCAAAGCCAUGGACAUCACAGGCUCUUCAGAUCCUUAUGUGAAGGUUUACCUGAUAUGUGAUGGACGAAGACUGAAAAAGCGGAAAACGACAACCAAGAAAAGCACACUUAAUCCAGUAUACAACGAGGCCAUCAUCUUUGACAUCCCCCCAGAGAACGUGGAACAAGUCAGUCUGUCCAUCAUGGUGAUGGAUUAUGAUCGGGUUGGACAUAAUGAGGUGAUAGGCGUGUGUCGCACCGGGCCAGAUGCCGAGGGUCUUGGACGGGAUCACUGGAAUGAAAUGUUGGCUUAUCCGCGGAAGCCCAUCACACACUGGCACGCUCUAGGAGAGUGGCCGGGAAGAGCAGCAAGCUUUGAGAGUCAAGGUUCGUGCCCUUCGCCCAAACCUCCACAGACGCCUUGAUGGUCCCAGGUAGAGAUAAAACCCACCUGUGUAAGAAAUAAGAGAUUAGAGUUUUUAUGAAGCUGUGGUGCCUACCAGUUUCCUGUGAGCAUGUUGUGUUCAAAUUCAUUAAUUUCUUAUAUAUGUUUUAGAAACAAUGCUGUAUUGAAAUUGUUUUUAAUUCGUUCAUCUGAACUCCAACUCUUCUGGCUAUGCACAGCACUUACUGUCUUUUAAAGUUUGUUUUUCAUAUGUUCACUUUGAGACUCCCAGAAAAGCUGUAUUUGCCAAACAUUUACACAGGCAACAGCUUCAUUGCAAGAAGCCUCACUGCCUCAGGAUAUGCCCCAAAAGCUCUUUAGUGAGAUAGCACUUUGAAAGGGUG
Labrus mixtus (cuckoo wrasse) is the source of this 2290-nucleotide messenger RNA. RefSeq names its product synaptotagmin X (gene syt10). Gene Ontology annotation, molecular function: phosphatidylserine binding; calcium-dependent phospholipid binding; syntaxin binding. Gene Ontology annotation, cellular component: membrane. The coding region runs from base 274 to 1926 and encodes 550 amino acids. The record is from RefSeq and is a predicted model, not a curated record. The transcript is spliced from 7 exons. Gene Ontology annotation, biological process: regulation of dopamine secretion; cellular response to calcium ion; calcium-ion regulated exocytosis. NCBI's taxonomy places the organism in Eukaryota, Metazoa, Chordata, Actinopteri, Labriformes, Labridae.